AUGAACCGCCAAGUGAGGUUGUUUGUGUGUUUAGCUGCGCUGUGCGUUUGCGCCCUCGCCCGACCCGAAGACAAUAAAGUUAAUCCAGUCGGAAAACUUGAACUAAACAAGCCGAUAAAGUUCUCUGGCCGUCACGACAAUGAGGUGUACGAGAAACCCAGCGAUCCUGUAGCUACAAAAGCCGAGGAAGAAACGAAACCUGUCAAUGAGAGGUACCCACACGCGGUACUCUUUGGUGGUACCUGCGGUGGUACAAUCAUCAGCCCCACCUGGAUACUCACUGCUGCGCACUGUACACUAUUCACUGGCGGCAGAUAUGUGCUCGCUGGCACUAACAACUCUGAAGAUGGAACCGGUAUAACACGCCACGUCAAGCGCCUCGUUGUACAUCCCCGAUUUUCUGUGGGACCAUACUGGCUUGAUGCAAAACGCUUCAAUAUUGACCAGGUAGCAGCAAGAUUUGACUUUCUUCUGGCUGAAUUAGAUGAACCCUUACCACUAGAUGGCAAGACCAUGGUAGCCGCAAAACUAAACGACGUGUCAAGACUUAUCCCUCAAACAAAUGUGGGUUACGCGGGCUACGGUGCCGAACACCAUGGGGAAACCAUGCGUCACGAGAUGCACGGUAUGGAACUUUCUAUACUAUCUGAAGAAGAAUGUGCGGCACUAGAAGAAUUCGACUCUCAAGAUAUGAUUUGCGCAAAAGGACGCCCGCCCAGGUUCGAUUCUGCCUGCAAUGGUGACAGCGGCAGCGGCCUAGUCGACACAAACGGAGUAUUAGUUGGCAUAGCGUCGUGGGUUGAAAACGACGCGAUAGAAUGUCGCAACGGUAACAUCGUCUACUUCUCGAAGGUGUCCACUGCGCGGGAAUGGAUUCGAAAAGUUACUAUGGUCUGA
Molecule: messenger RNA, 897 nt
Organism: Parnassius apollo (apollo)
Lineage: Eukaryota; Metazoa; Arthropoda; Insecta; Lepidoptera; Papilionidae
Source: the annotation of a GenBank genome assembly